This is a messenger RNA of Olea europaea var. sylvestris, 771 nucleotides long. RefSeq lists its product as uncharacterized. The transcript has a single exon. The coding region runs from base 1 to 771 and encodes 256 amino acids. Lineage: Eukaryota; Viridiplantae; Streptophyta; Magnoliopsida; Lamiales; Oleaceae. The record is from RefSeq and is a predicted model, not a curated record.
AUGCCUCGUGGUGGCAAAAUUCGAAGGCUCCAAGAUAUGUUGCCCCCGUCUCACAUUGCUCCUGAUAGAGAUGAACUGAGAGAGCCCGAGAGAGUAGAUAAAUCAGUUCACCAGCCUCCUAAACAACGGGGACAGGGAAAUGUGAUUGGAAUUGAUCCUAUUGCUAUUGAAAGAAUUGCUAUUGCCGUUGCAUCUGCUAUGCGUAAUAUUGACAGAGAUUUCAGUAUUGAAAGGGCUACAAAGUUAGGGGCUAAAGUGUUCACUGGCACAGCCGAUCCUGCAGUUGCACAGGCAUGGAUGACUAAGAUAGAGAGAGUAUUUGAUGUUAUGGGUUGCUCAGACGAUAGGAAGUUGUGUCUCGCCACUUUCUUAUUAGAGGAAGGUGCAUACGAUUGGUGGCAGUCGGUACGGAGCACAUAUCUAGACCCUUCCAUCAUCACUUGGACAGAAUUCAGACGUAUCUUUUAUGAUGCCUACUACCCUCGGUCCUAUAAAGAUGCAAAGCAGGAGGAAUUUUUGAAACUAGUACAAGGGCAGAUGACAGUUGCAGAAUAUCAGGUGAGAUUUAUUGAACUUUCAAAGUAUGCCCAAGUUCUGGUAAGCAACGAAAUUGAUAAAUGUAGACGAUUUGAAAAUAGGUUAAUGGAAGAAAUUCGAUCAGUAGUAACAGCUGCAGGCUGGAAUGUAUUUGGCAAAUUGGUGGAAUCAGCUUUGAGAGUAGAAAAGAGCAUUUCUGAUAGGCCAAGUGGUAGAGAACAAAUAAUGUUUUGA